Messenger RNA from Vitrella brassicaformis, 3323 nucleotides. The record is from the annotation of a GenBank genome assembly. NCBI's taxonomy places the organism in Eukaryota, Vitrellaceae.
GUUGAUGGACACACACACACAGAGGGACCGUUAAUCGAUGCACCACUCAAUGAUUUCAUUAAGCCUCAAACACCACAGAGCACUUGAGUCAAGAAAACUUACGCACAGUAAGGCGUCACAGCCGUCCGUCAACCACAGCACGAUUGCUUUGCAAGGCUGUUCCAGUCAACACGCAACGAGUGCGUUCACCACGCAAUGCCGAGAUCAACCCAGACGACCCACCCACCACCCCACCCCACGGCAGCACCGCGAGGGCGGCCAAUGGCGAUCGACCUAUCUACAUCUACAAUAAGGGGCUGGCUGCAUGGAUGGAUGGACGCUGGGUCUGUCGGUGCGUCAGGCCUUUGUUUUCUUCUUGGGUGAUGCCUUCUUGCCCUUCCGGCUCCUCUUGUUGGUGCCGUCCAGGGGCUUGUAUAUGCUGUAGUCCUCGUCAUCAUCCUCUUCCUCCUACACACACACACGGUAAGGGGAGAGAGAGACAGAGACAGAGAGAGAGAGUUGAGCCAACGGAGGGGUGUGCCAUGCAGCCAGCCGUUCUUCACACUGCUGACUGACUGACCCCUUCCUCAUCAUCUUCUUCUUCGUCAUCAGGGUCUGGCUUCAUCUCGCUCUUGGGCGCCCUCUUGAUGGCCUUGUGCUCGUCGUACGCCGCCUUCAUGCUGAUCGAUCAACACAGAGAGAGGGAGGGAGGCUGACCAUUGAGACGAGAGAGGCCCACCUACUCUAGACACAUACCGGUCUUUGCACUCUUGAGAGGCCUCGGCGUGGUCAACUGAAUCAAGAAGGGGAGAGGGACAACGCACACACGCAGCGACACACACAUGGAUGGAUGGAUGGAUGGCAGGGCGGCCCACCGACUCACUCACUCACCGAUGGGUUCGGGGUAGUCCUGUCCGAUGAUGCACUUGGCCUCCUCCUGGACGGCCUUGGGGGCCUUCCAGGGCUCGUAGACGUACUUGUCGGGCAUGUGACGCAACUCGGGCACGUAACGCCUCACGUACGCACCAGCUGGCAUCCACCCAUCCAUAACACACCACAUACGACACACACGGGUGUCUUGCAAUGGCCACGUAUGGCGUCGGUGGUUGGUGUGUGUGUCCUGCUAUUGCAUAUAUAUACUUACUCGGAUCGUAUUUCUUAGCGAAUGUGGAGGGGUGGUAGAUGCGAAAGAACUGGUAGAAGAAACACGAGCACGACAGCCACAUCCAGUUGCCUGCCGCACACACACACACAUUGGUUGCCCCUUUGUCCUCAUGUGUUCCCUCCUCGUGCGAACGCACCGUUGUUGAUGGACCAGUCCGCGUCGAUGAGCAGCUCAUCGAACGUCUUGGCACCAACUUCCCAACUGCAGAACAAAUCACCCUGCACACACCACACACACACAGAGAGAGAGAGAGCACACAGACAGCAUGCACGCCCCCUGCCUCAAAGUUCCCUGUGUGUGUGGUGUGUGUGCAUACCCUGGUGAGGAAGCAGGCGACGGCAUGUCUGGCGAGAUGGUGCAUCCAGCCCUCACGCCGCAGCUGACGCAUCGAUCCAACCCCCCACAGCACAGGCCGCACAUCCAAUGGUGUGCAAUGCAGCGGUGCGGUGUAGUGUUGUUGAGUGCAUCAUCGUGUACCUGCCGCAUGGCGGCGUCAAUCCAUGGGUAGCCCGUCUUGCCCUGCUGCCAGGCCUCGAUCCACUCCUCACUGUCAACCACACACACCACACACAGAGAGAGAGGGAAGGAGAACGAGCACGUCCAAACACACAUCAAUGUGGUGUGUGGUUGGGUGUCUGACUCACUUGUUGACCCAUGCGAUCUGUCUGCAUAUCUUGUUGCCCGCCAUCCUGUCAUAGUUGUUCGUCGCGUAACCAACUAAGCAAGACCAGACCCCCACACACACAUCAGCCAGCCGCCCACCCUCCCACUCCAUCACCCACCCAUACGCACCCGUGUAGAAGAAUUCGCGCCAGUAAAGCUGCCCCAGGAGCGACACGGGCGGCUGCGAGUGGCCCUUGUGCCGCUUGUAGAUGGCCAGCAGAUGGUGAUAGAACUUGCGAGCCGACACACAGCCGAACUUCAUAUAGGGCGACUGCAGCGGAAGGCAGACAAACCGAGAGAUGGGAGGCGGCUCUGUGGGUGGUACGGUAGGUACCAUUUGUGUGGUGCUGGCAGGGUUGAAGUCCGUCGGCUUGGUCUUGGGCUUCUCGAACGUUGCGAUCCACCUGCACACACACACAGACAUUUCCUUCUCCCCACAGCACCAUCCCCAGCCCCUGUGCGUCCAUUCUCACUUCUCAUUCCUGGUGACGUCAUGCAGCCUCUGCAGCCCGACAGUCUCGCCGCCCCUCAGCACGCCGUUGUGGGGGGUCUCCUCGCAGCCCAUCUCCUGCAAAGUGGGCACACUGUAGCUCUCGUCCACCUUGCCCAGCACGGCGGCAGGGGGAGCCGGGAUGGCUGCCGGGGCGUCCUUAUCCGUCUGUGGCGGACCGAUCGACUCUACCAUCUUCACAAACGGACCUGCCAUGCCAUACACACAGAUGGAUGGAUGGAUGGAUGGAUGGAUGCAUUUGUUGAUGUGCUGUGCAUGCCUCUCCUGGCGCACCAUAUGAGAGGGGUGGAGUGCCUUUGAACUUCUUGAGUAUCUCGUCCAGGUCGAACAGCGUGUGUCCCGGGCUGACCGUCACCUCCACGCCCCCCUCCUUGGCUAUCUUGGUCACCUCGGCGUCGCGGCUCCUGGCGUAUGGCUCGCUGUCGAACUCGUAGCACAGCUUGUCGACGGCGAAGGGCUGCUUGUCCUUGAGCAGCGAGCGCAUCACGUCCAGGGGGUUGCCGCGCAGCACAAUCAGGCGGCUGUUGUACUUGGUCUUCAGAGAGGUGUCCAGGUCGGUCAGGCACUCGAGCAGGAACCGGUAUCGGUUCACGCCCACCUUGCCCGGACCUGCACCCUCACGAAGUGAUCCACCCCAUACGUGUGCUGUCUUCCUGGUGUGGGGCGUGUCUGUGUGAGCGUGUGUGCGCGUGGCGCUCACCGACGAAGUGCGGGUCAAUGAUGAAGACCGGGUAGACAUGCGUGGCGUCCUUGCAGGCCUCGAGCAGCGCCAGGUUGUCGUGCAGACGCAACCCUUUGCGGAACCACAACACAGCCGACUUGCCCAUCUUCUGAGGUGCUGCUCGUGCCGAGAAACACGCUCCGGAUCUCUCCACUGACAAGGUAUGAGCGAGGGAGGUCGCAAGAAGGUGCGACAGGAGCAAAAGAACGGCGGAUAGGGCACGACGAGACCCACUCACACGCUGUCUACAGGCAUUCAAAGGCAUACAUCAUGGAAAAAACCAC